This is a messenger RNA of Hippocampus comes (tiger tail seahorse), 2459 nucleotides long. Its product is annotated as UDP-glucuronosyltransferase 2C1-like. The transcript is spliced from 2 exons. Lineage: Eukaryota; Metazoa; Chordata; Actinopteri; Syngnathiformes; Syngnathidae. Bases 116 to 1699 code for a protein of 527 amino acids. The record is from RefSeq and is a predicted model, not a curated record. Gene Ontology annotation, molecular function: UDP-glycosyltransferase activity.
GUGCCCACGCAGUUGAGCGAAGCCGUCCUCUCCCAUGCUGCCGAAACUACGUUGAACGUCGCACGGAAAGCACGGUGUUGACUGAAAGAUAAGAAAAAAACGACACAACUGCGCAAUGAGGCCUACGUUUUGCUGCAGCGCCUUGCUGCUCUUCAUUUUGCUUCCCCGAGCCUGUCAGUGUGGCAACAUCCUGGUCUUUCCAAUUGAGGGCAGCCACUGGGUGAACAUGGACAUCCUUAUUCAAGAGCUGCACUCACAAGGGCACAACCUGACCAUCGUACGGCCCAGCAAGACGUGGUACAUCAAGGACGCCGCUGCCUACUACAACACCAUCAGCGUUCCCGUGGAAAGAAGCUUGGACCAAAACUUCAUCACCGGCUUGGUUUACGAAAUCAUCGAGUAUGAAAGGGGCUCGAUGCCUUUUGUGACAUUCCUCCACAUGAGUGUGGGCAUGUUUGGGGCUUUUCUGGAAGCUCACAAGACGGUGAGUGAGUUCGCAACGGCACUUCUCGAGGACCAAGACAUGAUGAGGAAACUGAAUGACAGCAAGUUUGACCUGUUGCUCACUGACCCCUGCUGGGGUGGGGGCGCCAUUGUGGCCAAAUAUUUGAACCUCCCUCUGGUAUACAACGUCCGCUGGAUCAUCGCUACCGAAGGCCACCUCGCAUUCGCGCCGUCGCCGCUAUCAUACAUUCCUAUCACGGGAACUGGUAAUACCAACAAGAUGACCUUUUUUCAAAGAGUCAAAAACGUGAUUGUAUUUCUCAUCAGCUAUACGCAACAUCACCUGAUCCUCAAGAACACAUAUCAGAAAAUAUGUGACAAAUAUCUCGGACCUGAUACCGACAUGCAGCAUUUGCUUCUUUCCGCUGAUCUGUGGCUCAUGAGAGUGGACUUUGUCUUUGAGUUUCCACGCCCCACCAUGCCCAACUUCAUCUACAUGGGGGGUUUUCAGUGUAAACCUGCUAAGCCUUUACCAGACCACCUGGAAAAGUUCGUCCAGAGUUCUGGAGAGCACGGAGUCAUCCUCAUGUCCCUGGGUACCUUUGUGAAUGAACUCGUCGCAGACUUGGCCGAUGAAAUCGCCGCGACUUUCGCCAAGCUCCCCCAGAAGGUGAUCUGGAGGUAUAAAGGCACUCCACCUUCCACUCUGGGCAACAACACUCUCCUGGUGGACUGGAUGCCGCAGAACGAUCUGCUCGGACAUCCCAGGAUGAAACUCUUCGUGGCUCAUGGCGGAACAAACGGCCUCCAGGAAGCAAUUUACCACGGAAUUCCCGUGGUGGGAAUACCCUUGUUUUUCGACCAGUAUGACAACCUGGUGCGUCUCACAGAGAGAGGGGCGGCAGUGGUGGUCACGUUAGCCUCAGUGGAUAAAGAUGAGAACUUCCUGAAGGCCAUACAGAAAGUUCUUGCUAAUCCAUCCUACAGGGACAACAUGCAGAGGCUCUCUAGGCUGCACAGAGAUCAGCCCAUCACGCCGCUCGAGAACGCCCUCUUCUGGAUUGAAUUUGUCAUACGGCACAAAGGCAUGGCCCACCUCAGGACCGAGUCCUACAAGAUGCCCUGGUACACUUACUACAAUGUGGAUGUCUAUCUGUUCCUGUCUGGGGCUGUGCUGGCUCUGCUUUUAAUUUUUAUGAUCACCAUCAAAUGUUUGUGCUCUGCUUUAUGUAAGAGGAAAAUGAAACGCGAGUAAAUAAAUGACACAGUUUUGACAUAUAUGUCCGGUGAGUCACCUAUUCAUGAUUCACCAUUCACGAACUCACUUCCUUGCGAAGGUAAACUUCUUAAGAUGAUACAGAGAAAGGUCCGGAUCACUUUUAACAGUGACGGAAGUUUAUAAUUUUAAAGUGUUUUGUAUUUGUUUGUGUGUUGUAAACCCCCUGUGCAAUAUUAAUGAAGGUGAUUUUACCUGAUGUGGAGAUGUUGUCUUUGAUGACAAGUAGCAUUUCCCUUGAUGCUGACAUGGUCACUCCACAACUUUAUGUGCAUCAGUUCUUCCUGCAUGUUCCCUCAUAAUAGUCCUUUUUACUUGGUGUCAAACACCACUUCCACUUGACAUGAAGUGUAAUGUACCGUUAAUGUUGUUUCAUAUUUUUCCCCAAAGUUUCUUGAGAACGUCUCCCCCUAAAAAAAAAAAAGCCUCAAACUCCAAUCUGGAGUUAAGAAAUGAUUUCUGCUGGUCGCCAUGGGGUAUUUGAUUUCCACAUUAUAAUCGUUGUGACCACUAAUCUGCUUGUAGUACAACUCAAAAACGCUAAAUGGACGUAAGACGACUUACGAUUCAUUGCACUUUACUGUUGUCUACAUGGUUUUAAAAAGUGCUCGUGAAUUGAUGAGCUAAAUGGGCAACCUCUGAUUUCUUAACGGUCAUGUUCUCAGACACAUUUUAACAUGAGCAGUUAUCAUACAAGUGUAAAAAGUUCAUUGUUAAUAAAACGAAAUGUACAAGUGAA